UGCUGUGCUGGGUGCGCAUCUCCGCGCCGUGGAGUUAGUUUGCCUGCCCCCGGCGCCGCGUGCACAACAGGACCGUCCGCCACCCCUGGAGCAGAUCGCUCCCCUCUGUAACCCGCCGCCAUCAUCAGCACUACGCCCGGGCCGACUAAUUAUUCACCUGCCCUCGGCGCAUUACAACUGCUAAAUAACGGAUUUCAACCACCUGUCCAUGCAGGCCAGGCCUCAUCUCCGGCUAAGCAGGCCCCUAGUCUCCCGGAAGCAGAGGCCAUUUUCCCCCUCCCGUGCCGCUCGUAGUUAACUUUUUUUAAAGCCUGCUAGCGUUUACGUUGGCGUGCAAGUCCCCCCACAACGGUGGUUCAGCUGCCACCUUAGCAGGGCCUAGCGGCCUCCUCCCGCCGUAUUCCCCUUCGCCAGAGCCCAGGCCUGCUGCAUUUGUCACGUCCUGCCCUUUUUCCUCUUUUCCUACUUACCACCACGCUUGUCAUUCGUUUUGAUCUUGUAAUUUUUACGGUUUACCCAAGGAUAUUGCGACGACUACUCGAAUAACCGAAAAUCAUGCGAAUUGAAUAAUCUGUCGAUACAUCCCUUCUUCUCAGCACCUCGCUCCGGCGCCGACGCCAUGUUCGAUGUCAACGGCGUGCCUGUGGCCGUGCCGCCUCCCUCAGGCUACACGGUCAACUUUGAACACCCGCAGCGACAAUGCGUCCUGGAAUCGUACAUUAUCGCCGGUAUUGGCAUGGGUGUCGCCUCUUUUUUUAUGUUUCAACGCUUCUACGUGCACUAUCAUUUACGCAACAACCUUAGCUUCGACGACUUGCUCUUGUUAAUCGCCUGGGCUGGAUCUAUUACUAUUCAAGCUCUUAUUAUUCACGCUUUCAAAGAACGAAUCAUGGGAAUUCAUGCCUGGGAAAUACCAUACAACUCGUUUAAACAGUUUGCUAUUAUCGGUGGCUACACGACUUCCGUCAUCUACACGAUUCCAACCACGUUAUCAAAGGUUGUUAUUCUUUUAUUUUAUCGCAAGCUCGAAAGCCCACACAUAUGGUACCGAUGGGCUGUGAAUAUCGUCAUAUUUGUGGUAGCCGCAUCUGGGUUCUCCAUCCUAUUCAGCUCGCUCUUCCCUUGCCAACCUGUGGCCAAAUCCUGGGACAUUGAUCUGGCAGAGGCACCAGGCUAUUGCAUCGAUCGAAAAUCAAUGUAUGAAGCGACUGCCGCCCUGGGAGUCAUUACGGAUUUUCUUAUAAUCCUUAUUCCGAUACCCAUGGUUAUAUCUCUACGGCUGUCGCUCAAGAAGCGACUCGGGCUUCUUGUCAUUUUUGCCGUUGGCUCAGCCACUGUUGUUACAUCUAUAGUCCGACUAGCCUUGCUCAUAUCCCUCUUGAGCGAUGCCGAUCAGACAUGGGGUGGUGGCCCUGUGUGCAUGUGGAUGUACGUAUCCGGACUCCCAUUUAACCUGUCGCAAAACUAACUUUAGUAGUUGCGUCGAAGCAAAUCUUCUUAUAAUCUGCGCGUCGCAAUUCACAAUCCGGCACUUCUUUGCAGCCGUCCUGCCGCGCCGGUUUGCAGGCAAUAGUAUCCCGUCUAUUAAGCGCUCUAUGACACCCUCCUCUGGUAACCAUGAGCUACGCACCUUUGGAGUUUCGGGCUCAAGUAAGCGUUAUUAUAGUCGCUUCGAUGAGACCGAUAUAUGCACCGAUACCAUCAUCAACGUUCAAGGCUUACCGCCAGUCGAGGCACCACCAUCGGACGUAGAAAACGGCAGCACGGUUGCAGGUGGAAUUAUACAGACCAAGGAGACGGUCGUCUUCUACGAAUCUACGUAGCUGCUGCGGCUGGACCGCAGGGUUGGCUCUCAAGCGCGGCCAUCGCAUGAUGGCGAUGGCGCAGCUUGGGCCCAUUCAUGAGAAGAGAUGACUUCAUGUAUUAUACUAGAUACCCCAUACAAGGCUAGAUAGAGGCAUGAUUGACCGCCUUCAGUAGGCGCGAACAUGCCACAUAAUGUUGUGUUUCAUGCAAGCUGGCGUUUGAUUAAUUAAUUUUUUUUAUUUGCUUUGAAUUCAAUAAUACGCGCUGCGCCUUUGUUACCAUAACCGUCUAUCGUACUUGUUCCAUUUCUGGCCUGCGCUGUUCCAAGCGUUUUCUAGGCUUCGACUCGUUCUUCUCUGCUGUUGCACUGGGCUUCCCAACUACGUCCUCAACAGCUGGUGCGACAGCCUUUGUCUCCUGAACGGGCUUAACAAUAGCCUCUCUGGCGUGGCGGAGGUCACCAGCAGAGAGUCUAAGGUCGCUGCUAUAAGGCUCAAACUUGGUAACAACCGCCUCAAGACCCUCUCGGAAGGCAGCGAUGACUUCGUCUACCUCAGGGCAGUCCCUCGAGCCCGUGGUAUCUGUCCAAUGGAAGGGGAAUCGGGCCUUGAGAGCCUCUGUUUUGGUAAUCAGGGUUGUCAAUGUACGGACAAUCGUUGCCACGUCUCUGUGAACAUGCCCAAACUGAUCUUCAGCCAAGCUAUGAAUGGCAAGGUUGGCCAAGGCACUGCUUGCGUAUGCAUACAGCGUCGGUUCCGCAAAUGGGCCUCCCAGGACAGCCGCCGCAAAUUCAGUUCGGAAUCGUCUCUGAAGCAGACCGCCAAAUGAGUCCAUUUUGAGGAGGCCAGAUGCUGCAGCCUCGAACUUUUGCUUCAGAUGUUCGGGUGAUAUGGAAUCCUGUUGCGUCUGCGUCAAGACAUGGUCCUUGGCGUUCUUCCAAGUUCUCUUCGCAAUAGGGCUGAGAUCUGACAUGGGAGACUUGCCAGGACUACGGGCAAUUGAGUUCCAAGUAUUCUCUGCGGCGGUCUUUGUUCCAGGCAUCUUGCUGAAAAUGUCACCCUCCUUGAGGGGUGCUGACGUCUUCUGCUUUUGCUCGAUGCUGACUGGCAUGGGGCCUGGUGCUGCGACGGGCUUCCCAUACGAAUCAAUACGAUCCUCCAUGUUCUUCAGCACCGACAUGCAAAUUCCGUAGAUCUGCGACCACAUAGGCCCAUCCUUGCGGUCAAUGUCGGUAAAAAUGGCUUGGCGCCGGACUUCGACGUCGCGGGCAAUGAUGGAAAGCUCCCACAUAGCAAAGCACUAGAACAUGUUAAUAUAUAAAUGUCAAAUAGUCUCCGAUAAUCUUACCUGAAUGGAGAGCUUCUUGCUCUUGAGACCAUUGAGCAAGCUGCCGUUGGGGUCCUUUGAUUCAGAGGUCAGGGGCUUGCCGUUCUUCAAUGGCGGCCUGGCCAUAAAGACUGAAAACGCAGUAUUGCCGGUGGCCCAAAUGAAGUUGAGCAUAGUACCGGCAAACAAGCAUCGUAAAAGGAGAAAGACGUCAACUGGUCUGGAGGCGGGCAAAAGGUUGGCCUUGGGUAGAUUGUAAAAUGGACGAAGCCACAUUAGAGCCCAGGACCACGCAAAAGAGCGAAAAAUGAAGAAGUACAAAAACAAUCCAACGACCAGUGACGCUGCGGACUGCUUCAGACAUCCAGCAAGGACCGUAGGGAGUCGAUCGAGGGCAGCGUUUAGAGGCUUCGAGCCAGUGGCUUUAGAUCCUUUGUCACUACCCAUGGUGAAAACUAAACGAUCGAGGUCAUAGCGGUAGUGGGCUAUCGUUUGUACUAGUGCGCAGGACAAAAGAUAAUAUGUCAAGAAGAGCGGUCGUUCGUUGAGCUUGGCGCGGUCGCCGCUGAGGUAGACGAUCCAUCGGAGGCUGGCGUUGUCGUCUGUGGACCAGAGGUAGAUGGGACCAAAGAUGCUGCUAGACAGGCCAUACCAAAACAGUGUCUCGUACGUCUUGACGCUUAAAAGGGCCGAUUGGAGAGUCUGAAUUCCGGCUUCCGUCUGAAGCCCAGCAUGGUAAUGUGCAAUUCGGAGGACGAGUGUCGAGAGGCCGCACGCAAAGA
This is a messenger RNA of [Torrubiella] hemipterigena, 3914 nucleotides long. The record is from the annotation of a GenBank genome assembly. Lineage: Eukaryota; Fungi; Ascomycota; Sordariomycetes; Hypocreales; Clavicipitaceae.